Messenger RNA from Vigna umbellata (rice bean), 701 nucleotides. The record is from RefSeq and is a predicted model, not a curated record. NCBI's taxonomy places the organism in Eukaryota, Viridiplantae, Streptophyta, Magnoliopsida, Fabales, Fabaceae.
CAUAUAUUUUAUGCACCACAAUAUCUAUGUAUGGUGGCAUUAGUGUCGUUAUUAUACUCAUUUGGGCUCAAUUGGGAGAUGUAACUUUGGCACUUUUUGCCCUUAAAGUGGCAAGACCACUUUUAGGAAUCACUCUUGCAACCCUAUCAGUGGCUUUCUUGGCUGGUGUCCACCUUGCUAUAAGCGAUCUCAGUUGGUUGACAACUACUGUUCUGAUUUUGUGUGUGGUCUUCAUUAUCCUGCUUUUGUUACUGUACACUCUUCUCUGGUUUCCCUCAGAAUCAAGCAACGUAAUAAUGCGAUACAUUUCAUUCUAUCCUUUCCAGUUUCUCACAUGGUUAACUGAAAAAGAUUCAAUUAAAGGCAUAUUUACAUUACAUGACUUUGAUAUUAAAGAACUGGAGGAACAUGAAUAUGGAGGAAAGCAAACAGAAGAAACUGAAGAAACUGAAGAAGUUGAUGAAGGGGAGAAUGAGAAGGAUGAUAAUGAUGAUGUAGAGGACGAAGAUGAUAAUGAUGAUGUAGAGGACGAAGAUGAUAAUGAAGACGAGGAGAAGGACACUCAUGAAUAGUAGUUUUUUUAUACAAUUCAAAAUGUAGGAUAAAUGUACUUCCUAUUUUAAUUUGGUGACUACAAAGAAAAACAAUCUCUAGUACCAAAUGGGGAAAAUGCUUUUUAUAUUGCAGUCUUAACUUUGUUU